CAUUUGUUGCAUAAUAUGCCAGCAUCCUCUAUCCAUCCCCGGACGCUGGCGAGAUGGAGGAAAUUUGGGUCCUAGACUAUCCUUUUGAAAGCGAUGAUGACGUGGGGGUGCCGUCCGAAGGCGACGCUAUAGGCAAUCUCUCUUGUACUAUAUAUGAAGUGUAGUUCACGAUACAAUGAUUCAUAACCAUCAAGUGUCUUCUGGGCUAUAUCACUUACUAUUCAUUCGAAAAUGUCCGUCCCUCGUGUCGCGGAACCCCCAGGCAAGGUUACUCCCUACGUGGUGCCAGCCUACCAGGGCGAAACUCUCACUAUCCCCGGCACGAAAUCAACAGUCCGGGUUUUGGCAUCGGCCAAGGAGAGUGAAGGUUCAAUAUCAGUCUUCCAUUUCGACGGCGUCCUGGGCGAUCCUGUUGGUUUCCACCAUCACAAUGAAUCUCAUGACAUCUUCAUGUGUACCAGGGGCUAUAUCAAGCUAUGGGCCGGAAAUCAGUGCCGACCCUUGGGGCCUGGUGAUUUUUGCUCAGUCCCUCCGAAAGUCGUCCACCGACCCCAGCUAGUGGGCCCAUGGAACGAGAGCCUUGGUCUCGUCACUCCCAGGAAAUGGAUCGACUUCUUCCGCUUUGCCUCGGAGAAAUACCAUGGUCUCUUGACAAAGGAGUUCGACAGCCGGGAUACUCUGCAGCACAUGUUUCCCAAAUUUCAGACCAUCCAGGACGAGUACGAUGUGAUAUUCGACCCCGGUUAUCCAGUCUGCGAGGUUGGAGAGUGGACGGAAAAUGAUAGCACAAUCCCAGAUAGUGUUGAGCCCUACUAUCUACGUGCGGAUACCGGACCUAGGUAUCUUCUGGGUGGUUUCGCCAUUACCAGUAUUGAGUCGAGCAGUGAGCACCCAGCAUCGGUCCUUGGGAAGUCAUUUACCUUCCAGAAAGUGCACCAGGUCUAUCAUGUGUUGGAUGGUGCUAUCGACGUGACCAUCGAUGGAACUGCGAAUCAAGUCCGAGCAGGCGAGACGGUUUUGAUUCCCGCUGGUACUGAGAUCAGCGUUCAUUUCCUUGACAAGUAUGUCCGCUUCUGGUCAUUCGCGAGCGGAGAUGGCCUGGAAUCGUUUGUUCAUCUUAGUGGUCGCAGGUAUGAAGGGAAGAUAAUUCCAGACAAGGCGGAUGUGGUGGACGAUGCGAAGGUGCUGAGGGCAGCUGAGAACAUUAACAUGAAAGUGUCUACUUGA
Aspergillus glaucus CBS 516.65 is the source of this 1227-nucleotide messenger RNA. Its product is annotated as cupin domain-containing protein. The coding region runs from base 232 to 1227 and encodes 331 amino acids. Lineage: Eukaryota; Fungi; Ascomycota; Eurotiomycetes; Eurotiales; Aspergillaceae. The record is from RefSeq and is a predicted model, not a curated record. The transcript is spliced from 3 exons.